This is a messenger RNA of Oikopleura dioica, 423 nucleotides long. The record is from the annotation of a GenBank genome assembly. Lineage: Eukaryota; Metazoa; Chordata; Appendicularia; Copelata; Oikopleuridae.
AUGUCGUUAUUCCGCGCUCUCCGACCGGCCUUGACCGCCCAGACUCGUCGAUUGACUGUUUCUGCUUCUUUGAACUCGGCCGCUCCCGCUGCCCCACUUCGACGAGACGACGUCAUGGCCGCCUGGGUUGAGUACUUCGACCACCCCGACUGCGAUUACUACAACUACCGACUCGGCGCGCAGCACCUCUUCUCCGACGAUUUGCUCUUUGACCCCGUCGUCUACCAGGCCAUGCUCUACGCUUGCCGACGAUUCAACAACUUCCCCGCCGCCAUGCGAACCUUGGAGUUGAUCCGACUCAAGUGCGGCGACCGAGAAGACGUCUACGACUGGGUCAUGCAGGAAUUGGCGCCCACUCUCGAGGACCUCGGCAUUCCCACCGUCGAAGACAUGAACCUCCACAUUGUCGAGACUGAGCUUUAG